Molecule: messenger RNA, 2878 nt
Organism: Macrobrachium nipponense
Lineage: Eukaryota; Metazoa; Arthropoda; Malacostraca; Decapoda; Palaemonidae
Exons: 2
Coding region: 704-2422 (572 amino acids)
Source: RefSeq, a predicted model, not a curated record
CCGUAAGAUAUCUCGUUUCCUUGACAGUGUGAGCUUAGGUGCCCUGGACAACUGAAGGUGUUUGUUCCUUAUAAUUUCCUGUGGAGAAUUAGUAAAUUUGAUGUUCUCCCAUUAACUAUAAAUUUCAUACAAUGAAACACACUGAGGAACAAGUAUUAGAGGUUAACAUCUUAUCUAGCAUCUGUUACUUGUGCAAGAAGUGUCGAGGUCUCUUCUACCACAAGAUGCAGCGGAGAGACAUUUCCUCAAGUGCGGGAAUGAGACUGAACGAUGCAUCUCUUGCAACAACGAUUUCUCACCUGAAGGGAUUUCCAAAGAGGAUUCAGAUAACAAUAACACCAUUUUGCGAUUAGAUAGCGAAUCCUCGAAAUGUCGAAGCUCGCAAUGCUCUGAAGCCAUUACCCCGGAAAGAAAACCCUUUGCCUGCACAGUUUGCAAGGCGUCCUUUUCAGCUGUGGAACAUCUGUUCGAACACCGAAUCACUCACUCUGGCCCUUUUAUCUGCAGAUCAUGUGGUAGAUCCUUCACUCGCGGUUGGUCCUUAAGAAGACAUUUGUCGACUCAUUUUAGAGAUGGGGUUGUGAGUUGCAACGUCUGCAGAAAAAGAUUCUAUCGCGUUGAUAAUCUCAGAAAGCACUGUAAGAUACACUUCAGUGAUAUCAAGUAUAUUUGUGGUGUGUGUGGAGAGCAACAUGAAAAGAAAAUGUGCUAUAAAAAGUAUAUCAUUCCACCUGAAGAUGGAAUUAGCAACCAAGAUAUGCUGCAGGUGGGACCUUUGACGUCAAAUAUUGUAAAAUCAAAGGUGUCAACAGAGUUAGCAGCAUAUGGUAAUCCAAUGAUCACUCUCGAGAAGGCUUCACCUGUCAAGAGUUCAUCUAUAGGUGAAAUUGAAAAUCCAGGAGCCUUCUUAGAUGAUGUCACAUCAAAUGAGAGUAAUCUUGAUGCCUUCCUAGGUGACUCAGCAUCAGAGGUAUCUUCAUCUUCGGGUGGAACUGUCAGUCCACUAGAUUUGGAGGAGGAUGUAUUAUUAGGAGAAUCUCCACCACCAGAUGAUACUGCUAGCACAGCAGACAAUAUGGAAGAAAUAAUGUCAGGCAGGUUUUCAUCUUUAUUUGACCUUUCGUUUCCAAGUUCCCCUAGCGAAGGCUCAUUGCAUGAAAAACCUUCAUCUCAUAGUGAGAAAGUUGAAGUCAAUACCUCAUUGGAAUCUACAACCUUAGAGUCGUCAUUAUCAAGUACUGAUUCUAGUGAUGAAAAGGGUAUCCCUGAAUUGCCAGUGUUAGAGGAACCUUCUUAUUCAAAUGAAAUGUCAGAUCAACAGCCUCUCAUAGAAGCUAUGUUAAACGUAUCGUCAAUAAGUGAAAUCGUCGCCCAAGAGGCCUCUCUGGGAUGGGAAUCCCUAGAUGGAACUUUAUUUUCAAGUGAGGCUGCUAAUCCAGGGACCACCUUGGAUGCUGAAGCUUCGUUAGAAAGAGCUUCAUCAAGUGAUAUAGCAAAUCCAAAGGGGAACUGGGUAGGUGCAUCAUUAGGAGAACCCUCCAUAGGCGAUACUAACCCAAUGGCCUUCCUGGAAGAAAUAUCACAAGGAGUUUUACAUUCAAUGGAGAUUGCAUAUCCAGAGAACUCACGUGAAGGUGAGCUACAAGAGAGAACUUUACUUCAGAAUGGGAGUGCUGUAAUGGAACCACCCAUGGAAUGUGAAACCAAUGAGAUGUCAUCACCUUCCAGUGGGAUUGGUGAUUCUUGGGUUUUCUUUGAUUGGGCAUCGUUGCAUAAUCCUCCCACAGAGGCUGCAGACGUUUGGCCCCUCCUGGAGACUGAAGGGACCUUGGUAGAAGGGGAACUGUUGAAGGGACCUCCAUCUUCGUUUGAAAAUACCGAUCUGUUGGUCUUGCUUAAUACAAGGAAUGACGAUUCAGCAACCACUUCUGAGUCCUCAUCCUUUGAGAGAUCUCCUUCACCGUUUGAUUUUAUAAGUAAAGAAUCUUCUCAGAGAUUUACAUUCGAGAACGAAUUUAAAUCUAUUACAGAGAUGAAUAAAUCAUCUCACUUUUCUGAAAAUGAUGCUUCUCUGAGAGAUGUAGAUCUUGGAUUACCUGUGGAAAUGUAUCAUGUUGGAAUCGAAUUUAAAUGUUACGACCUAUCCAGUAUUUUUGAUGACUUAGAAAUGAAUGAAAUGGGUAACCCUAUCCAAACAAAUACAUAUGGAAUUGGUAUGAAUGAAAAUAGUAAUGCUUUACCACCGUUGGGUCAUGCAAGCAUGAAAAUUAUUGUAAAUGAAGUAACUAAUCAACUAUAUGAAGAUGGAAUAUAUAGCAAAGCAGAAAGUUAUGUUGGUGAAAAUAGCAAUUACUGGGAUUUUAGCAUUGCAAGUCCAGAAGACUAUUACUUAGAUAGUUUUGAUAUGCUGGAAUUAUUAUGAGUUAAUUUUUCUUAAAAUAUGGCUGUGUUGAAAAACAAUGUUUUUCAUUACUGUAAAAUUUAUAAAAAUCUGAUGUUAUAAUUAACAUAGUUCACAAACAUUAUCUUUUAUUCUUAUAUAUUAUAAUAUAUAUCUAAUUUCUUUUUAAUUUUAUCUUAUUUUUUAGUCUUAAGGAAAGUAUUUCUAUAUUUUCUAUUUUAAUGCCUGUUUUGAAAUCCAUGAAUGCAGGAAAACUCAGUUAAACUCUGCAUAUGUACAUGAUUUAGUAUGAGUAAAUGAUCUACUAAACUCCUAAAAUGUGAACUCUGUAUCUGAGAAAAAUAAUUGUUUUUAAGGUUUUAAUUUUGCAAAGAAUGAAUCAUGGCUCUACAAUAUGUAUCUUUAUUUCUAUAUAAUAUUUCUGUAUAUAAGAGUGCUCAUAUCUGUUCUAGAGAAUAUUGUAUACAGUUUAAUAAA